GCUGUUCCAUCAUCAAAAAGUAGUACAAGAUGUCCGUCUAGUCGCUUCAGCAAAUCAAAAUAAGUGUCAGCCGAAAUAAUUAAAUUAAAUCUAGGGAAGUCUUGGCCGUAAUUGUACGAAAUGAGUCUCAAAAUCGACAUCAGCGUGUGUCGCGUGUGCUGCAAAUCCGAUGCGACCCAAUCGAUCCUGAAGUACGCCAAAAAGUUCCACUACUGCACUGCGAUCGAGGUGGCGGAAAACGAUGGACUUCCGGACAAGAUAUGCGAGGUGUGCCUCGAUCGGAUGAAGAUUGCGGUCGAGUUCAAGAAAAAGAGCGAGUUCUCCGACCGGCAGCUGAGGAGCUUCAUCUGCAAUGUGAACAAUCAGUUCCUGGCCCUGGAGGGGUCGAGUUCGGCCAAUCUGGACUGCGACGAUGAAGAUGAUGGGCCACAGGAUACUGUGGCAGUGGAGGAAACCCUACCGAAGGGGAUGAUCGUUGCCAUACCCGUGAAUAGCGCCUUGGGAUGUGGUCCGGUGGAACAUCCUGAACAAAAGUCGAUUCGUGAGAAAUCUGCUUCUCCAGAACCACCGGAAGCGAAGGUGGCCACGGAACCGGAUCGACUUCCCAGUCCAGCUUUGGAGUCGGAACCGGAACCGGAUCCUCAGCCGGAACAGGAACAGGAGAAGUUCCGCGCCGUUGCAGUGAUUCAGGAGAAACCCGCCGUCAAACCGGAAAAGGAACUCUACGAAGUGGUAGAACUUGAGUACGACGAUAGCUUUGUACAUGAGGACGAGCCAAUGGAACUGGAGGAACCAGAGCAACCAGAACAGCACCAACACGUCUCGGUGACCGGUUCGGAAUCCGGGGAUUCUGGUGAGCAGGUAAUCUACAUCGGAUUCACUACCGACUACCAGGAGCAAGAGGAGGAAGACGUGAACAACUCGGAACCCCUGGACGACGAUUCCGAAAGACAGGAAGAGCUUUCACAGGAAAGUGAACCUGCCCAGCAGGAAUCGUACCGCCAGGAGAGCAGUACAAUCGACAAAAACUCACCGGGGACAAAGUUCGAAUGCUUCGAGUGUUCCAAAUCGUUCUCCACCAAAACGAAUCUCAACCGACACGUGCAGUCCCACAAUGGGAACAAACCGUUCGUUUGUCCUUUGUGCAAUAAGGGCUUCACACAAGGAGGAUCGCUGAAGCAGCACCUGCUCAUCCACCAGAACCUGCGGCCGUUCGUUUGCACGGUGUGCGACCGGGCGUUCACCCAGCAGAAGUCGCUCACGUUCCACAUGCGACGGCACACCAACGAGAAGCCGUUCGUGUGUCCGCACUGUUCGUACGCGUUCCGGCAGAAGGACGGCCUCAAGCGCCAUCUGAUGGUGAAGCACACGGAAAACGACGCCCGCAUGUUCGACUGCGACCAGUGUGGGAAGGCAUUUAAGACGCGGUAUGCGCUGUCGAUGCACCGGAAGCGUCAUGAGAACGGCCUGCCGGCGACGACACGAGAAAGGUAAGCGACGAUGGAUUGUACGUGUAAUACCGAAUUAGGCUGUAGAAUUAUGAAGAAUUGUUUAUUGGAAUAAGUACAAGUAUCGUAGAGAUA
Aedes aegypti (yellow fever mosquito) is the source of this 1583-nucleotide messenger RNA. Its product is annotated as zinc finger protein 710-like. The record is from RefSeq and is a predicted model, not a curated record. The transcript is spliced from 3 exons. Gene Ontology annotation, cellular component: nucleus. Gene Ontology annotation, molecular function: zinc ion binding. Bases 121 to 1494 code for a protein of 457 amino acids. Lineage: Eukaryota; Metazoa; Arthropoda; Insecta; Diptera; Culicidae.